Messenger RNA from Bipolaris victoriae FI3, 282 nucleotides. RefSeq lists its product as hypothetical. The transcript has a single exon. Lineage: Eukaryota; Fungi; Ascomycota; Dothideomycetes; Pleosporales; Pleosporaceae. Bases 1 to 282 code for a protein of 93 amino acids. The record is from RefSeq and is a predicted model, not a curated record.
AUGAUCCUUACUGCGGGCGUUCGCUGCUUCACCCGGCACACGGUUGCAACGGAGCUCCACUUGGCUAUACAUGUACGUGGCUUGGCUAUACAUGUACGUGGCUUGGCGUUAGGUAUGAAUCAGCUCGCGAUUAAUAUGAUUGGUAAGAAUUUUAUGAAAUACUUAGUGGCCCCUAGUCCUGGUGUCUGUAAGAUUGAAGUUGCAAACGCUAGUGCAGUGUCUUCCAGCCGAACCGUUCCGAGCCGGUGGAGCGGAAGCGCGCAGUCACUUAGUAACGCAUGA